CGUUUAUAGCAAGCCUUGCGGAGAUAUCGGGCUCUUCUGCGCUAUGCCCCAAUUGACAUGCAUUUCUCGGCGGUUCGGUGAGCCUCCGGCGCCGACAACAUGCAUCCGGACGAAUGCCUGAUCCUUUUGAGGAUGAGGGAGCGCGUGUGCCUGCCGCCUUGUUUCGAGACUACGUCGCAGCCCCAUCCACCGGGUAUAUAAAGGUGUGCGGUGGUAGCAUUCACAUAUCAAACGGCCUCCGCAACACGCAUUGAGGCACUUCAGAAUGUCAGAACAACGUUCCACCGACGAAAUGAUCAACGCCUACAGGGACUCGGCGCACACGGGGGACCCAAGCCCGGAGCACCUUCCAUGGUAUGUCAAGGAGGUGCAAGACCUGGACCCGAAGGCCCAGGAACUGUUCGAGAAAUAUAGUAAAGUGCCUGCCGAUGAAGUGGCAGCGCACAUCAAGAAAUGUAGAGACACUGCUUUCAAAGUCUACCCCUACCCCUGCCUUGGCCGCUUUGCGUUCCUCGAGCUGAGCAUCAGCCUGUCUCCCAAAUACCCAGAGAUACUCCAGCGUAUCAAGAAUGGUGACAAGUACCUUGACAUCGGCUGCUGCGUGGGCCAAGACAUCCGCAAGCUCGCUUCCGACGGAGCCCCGUCCGAGAACAUGUACGGCUCGGACCUGCAGCAGGAGUUCAUGGACAUCGGCUACGAUCUGUUCCUCGACAAGUCAACCCUGAAGUCGACGUUCAUUGCAGCAGAUAUCCUGAAUCCGGAAUCUGGUCUGAAGCAACUGGAAGGCCAGAUCGAUAUCAUCCAUGCCGCGUCCUUCUUCCAUCUCUUCGACUGGGAUGAGUCCGUGACGGCGAUGAAGCAAGCAGUCAGACUGUUGAAGGCCAAGCCUGGAAGUAUGCUGGUUGGGCGCCAGAUAGGCAACGCUGAGGCGGGUGCUCGUGCCGGCAGCCGCACAAACAAGCAGAGGUACCGGCAUAACCAGGAGUCCUUUGAGAAGAUGUGGAAGCAGGUUGGCGAAGAGACGGGCACCAAUUGGAAUGUUGACGCUCGCCUCUCGUCCGAAGAUCUGUUCAAGUUGGGCUUGGCGGCUGGCGUCAAGGCCGAUUUCAUUCCUCCUGACACGCGGUGGUUGAGCUUCACGGUGACUAGGGUGUAGAGCGGACAGGCAUGGCUAGAAGAGCUGCCAUUCAACAUCAGUUGGGUAGAUAAAAUGCUGUUUCUUAGCAUCUACGUCUCAGUCAAUAGAAGAGCAU
Trematosphaeria pertusa is the source of this 1253-nucleotide messenger RNA. RefSeq lists its product as uncharacterized. The record is from RefSeq and is a predicted model, not a curated record. Lineage: Eukaryota; Fungi; Ascomycota; Dothideomycetes; Pleosporales; Trematosphaeriaceae. The transcript has 3 exons. The coding region runs from base 266 to 1156 and encodes 296 amino acids.